Nicotiana tabacum (common tobacco) is the source of this 1274-nucleotide messenger RNA. RefSeq names its product MYB-like transcription factor EOBII. Gene Ontology annotation, cellular component: nucleus. The record is from RefSeq and is a predicted model, not a curated record. NCBI's taxonomy places the organism in Eukaryota, Viridiplantae, Streptophyta, Magnoliopsida, Solanales, Solanaceae. Gene Ontology annotation, molecular function: DNA-binding transcription factor activity; sequence-specific DNA binding. Gene Ontology annotation, biological process: regulation of DNA-templated transcription.
AAUGCAGGGUAAGACUCCAUACAAUAAACUCUCAUGGUCCGACAUUUCCCCAAAUUCCGCUUAUAACGGGAGCCUAGUUCAAUGGGCGGGCCUUUAAGACAAAGGAAAUAUCAUUCUAGAAUUGUGCACUGCUGGCGGAGGUACAUAUCGUGACCAUGCAUGAUCACAUCAAUAGCUGUCCUGUAUGCCCGCAUAGUUUUAAGUCUAUUACAAAGUCUUCAUUAAAGAGUUAUAUGAAGAUUAUUAUGAUUUUAUAAUAAAGCAAGUUAGGUUAAAAGCUCUCUUAUGUCGCAAAUCUUAAAGACUUAAAUUACUGGUAGCAAAUUUUGUUAUUAGCCAACCCUUAUAAAUAUCUGCCCAACCACAUUAGUUCCUUGUCUCAAAGUACCACAUAUCUUCACUCCUAUCCCAUAUCUCUUCCUCUCUCUCCUUUUUUCUUCAUCUUUAAAAAAAGAUGGAUAAAAAACCAUGCAACUCUCAAGAUGUUGAAGUAAGGAAAGGACCUUGGACUAUGGAAGAGGAUUUAAUUCUCAUUAACUACAUUGCUAAUCAUGGUGAAGGUGUUUGGAAUUCCUUAGCUAAAUCUGCUGGUCUCAAACGUACUGGAAAAAGCUGUCGGCUCCGGUGGCUAAAUUAUCUCCGGCCUGAUGUCCGGAGGGGAAAUAUUACACCUGAAGAACAACUUUUGAUAAUGGAACUGCAUGCUAAGUGGGGAAACAGGUGGUCAAAAAUUGCAAAGCAUUUGCCUGGAAGAACAGAUAAUGAGAUAAAGAACUAUUGGAGGACAAGGAUUCAGAAGCACAUAAAGCAAGCAGAAAACAUGAAUGGACAAGCAGCUAAUUCAGAGCAAAAUGAUCAUCAAGAAGGAAGCAGUAGCCAUAUGUCGUCUGCUGGUCCAGCAGAGACUUACUCUCCAAGUUCAUACUCUGCAAAUAUUGACACUACUUUUCAAGGCCCUUUUCUCACUGAAACAAAUGACAACAUUUGGAGCAUGGAGGAUAUCUGGUCCAUGCAAUUGCUUAACGGCGAUUAAGUAUGUUGUUGAAUAUUUUUAUUUGAGUUAAACCCCUAGAUUCAAACCCCACUUAGUACGUACUAUAAAUUUAAGCUGCUAGAUAUAAAUAGCUAGCACACUAUAUAUAUAGAGUGCUAAAAUUCCCCAUAAUAUAUUCCCCCAUAUUGUGGUUCCUGAGUUAAGUAUUCACUGUGUAAUAGAACAAACUCUAAUAUAACCCCUGUUCAUAUAAUAUAUAGACGCAUGGAUGAUUUUAUUA